AUGCUGCUCACAAUAAAUAAAGAUAAGGAUGCACAGCUGGAUUAAAUAGAAAAUAUGCUGAAUAUUAAGAUAUUAAAGUUCCAUCUCCCUGUAUUGAAGGAGACGAAAGGUCCUUGCUUAUGGAUUGCUAAAUAUGUAAAUGCUGAUAAUUCUCUUGAAGCUUUUAUCACUUAUGAUUCAUUCAAAGAUGAAAGUUGUAAAUGAAUUUCAUUAAAUUGUACUACUAAUAGAACUAAAUGUGUUGAGAUUAUAAGUGUGUACAGGUACAAAUGUUAAAGGAGGUUGAAAGAUAGGAACAAAUGGAGAAUUUAUCUAAACAGUAUCUGCUAAAGAAGCUAAUGAUACUAUUUGUAAAUAAUUCAUUUUAUGUAAAGAUACUUAUUAUUUAAGUCAUUUAGAAUGUAAUUCAGCAAAUCCAAAUUGUAUAUCAGAUUAUUCUACUGGUAGUAUUCCAUUAGCUGCUAAUUCUACAGAUAUAUAAAAUUAAUGCUACAGAAAUAAGGAUGGUGAUAUUACAUCAACAAGUAUACAUAUAUAGAAUAAAACAGCAAAAUAAUGCAAAGAUAAAAAUGUUUAGAUCUUACAUUUACAACAUAAGCAGAAUGCCCAUCCAGAUUGAAGACUUGUAGAACUGAUGGGGUUAAGUGCCUUGUUAAAAGUUCAUUUGGUGCUUGCUUUGUAAUAUUGCUAGUGGAAGUGAAGGAACUUGCCCCUGAGUUGCAGCAGAACCUUAAGAAAGUUACAGAAUUAAAAAAUUUGCUCAGAUAUUCCAAAGGGUUCAACAGCAUAAGCAUGUUAAGGAGUUAUUAAUUGUCUUUUUAAUGGUACUAAUUGUAUCAACAUACAAUAACAAUAACAAAAUUGUUUGUAAUUCUUAUAUUUGUGUAUGGACUGAAACUACAACUGCAGAAACUACUACUGGAAAAUGCUCUUUAUUGA
This is a messenger RNA of Paramecium sonneborni, 939 nucleotides long. NCBI's taxonomy places the organism in Eukaryota, Ciliophora, Oligohymenophorea, Peniculida, Parameciidae. The record is from the annotation of a GenBank genome assembly.